Daldinia childiae is the source of this 1044-nucleotide messenger RNA. RefSeq names its product Short-chain dehydrogenase TIC 32, chloroplastic. The transcript has a single exon. NCBI's taxonomy places the organism in Eukaryota, Fungi, Ascomycota, Sordariomycetes, Xylariales, Hypoxylaceae. The record is from RefSeq and is a predicted model, not a curated record. Bases 1 to 1044 code for a protein of 347 amino acids.
AUGUGGAGAAACCCUCUCCGGUCUCUCACUGCGCAGCUCAGGCCCAUUAAAACCCCUGAUGCAGAUCUUACUGGAAAGGUCGUCAUUAUAACUGGCGCCAACUCUGGUCUAGGGCUUGAGGCGGCCCGGCUGUUUGUGCGGUUUAAUGCUAAGACCGUAAUUCUCGGUUGUCGAGAUAUCCAAAGCGGCGAGCAUGCAAAGCGCGAUAUCGAGGUCUCAGAGAAUAAACCUGGAGAUGUCGUUCAAGUGUGGAAAAUCGACUUAGCAUCAUACAAUAGCGUGACGGAGUUUUGCCGCCGAGUAACCACGGAGCUCAGUCGCCUGGACAUCGUCGUUGCAAAUGCCGGCCUCAUAGCGUCGCGUUACGAAGCCUUUGAGGGUUAUGAACGCCAACUAACAGUCCAUGUCAUCUCAACGUUUCUAAUGGUCCUUCUACUCUUGCCAAUGAUGAGGCGGACGAAGGCCAUGGAUAGUCAGCAACACACGCCUAUAUCGUUACCACGGAGGUUAGCUACUACUGAUGUACCACAUAUCGUUAUUGUAGGCUCGAACUCUCAUUUCUAUACCCAAUUCCCAGAGCGAAAGGAACCAUCUAUUUUCGAAGCCCUCAGGGGUGACUCGAAUAUGGGUGAUCGCUAUGGCACAACAAAGCUCCUCUCGGUGCUUAUCGUAAGAGAAUUAGCCGAGCACAUGGUUCUUGACAAAGAGUUAGAGCCCUCGGUCAUCCUCAACACACUUGAUCCAGGCUAUUGCCAAACUCGCCUUUUACGGGAAAAUGCAUAUUCACGCCCUCUUAUGUGGAUUCUUGCUAUAGCCUCUACCUUGGUAGGCAGAACAGCUGAGAUGGGGGCCCGCACGUACGUACUGGCAGCUUCUGCAGGGCGGGAAAGCCACGGAAGAUACAUGGAAGAUGGUGAAAUUAGUAGGGAGAGCGGCUUUGUGUAUAGCCAAGAGGGGCAGGUGGUGCAAAAAAGGGCUUACAUCGAGUUACGGGAGAUACUGGAGAGAAUUCAACCUGGUAUAUCGAAUCAUAUCCAAGGCUAG